Molecule: messenger RNA, 1685 nt
Organism: Neoarius graeffei (lesser salmon catfish)
Lineage: Eukaryota; Metazoa; Chordata; Actinopteri; Siluriformes; Ariidae
Gene: csf1a
Product: colony stimulating factor 1a (macrophage)
Exons: 9
Coding region: 153-1673 (506 amino acids)
Cellular component (GO): membrane
Molecular function (GO): cytokine activity; growth factor activity
Source: RefSeq, a predicted model, not a curated record
GUUUACUAGUGCUGUAGGGAACACAAGCCUUUUCACAUGUUCGUCCUGUCAGAUGAAGAUGCACUGCUUAACUGAAUAAAGACAAAAUGCAAAGGAAUGCCAAUGUAUCUAAACGUGGACUUUGCUUAUUUCUCUUUGCCUAAGCCAGCCAGAUGAACACACACAAAACAGCCAACAAGGCCAAGAUAAGGCAUCUGUGCUCCUGCCUUGUCCUGUGCUUGCACUUGGCCUCUGGUGCUGUACCUGGUCCAUGUGAACAUUCUAUGACUGAGGAACAUCUCCUGACUUUAAGAAAACUGAUUAUAAACCAAGUCCAAAAUGGCUGCUCGAUAACCUAUAGUUUCACUGAACGCCAAAACCUGAGCGAAGUCUGUUACAUUAAAGCCGCAUUCCCUCAUAUUCUGGACCUUUUGAAUACAUACUUCACAUAUGAAAAGGGUUCUGAUAACUAUCGCUACACAAGCUCAAUAAAGGACUUGAUCUACAACAUAUAUUCCCAGAAAUGCAUUCCUCCUAUCAAUGAAGAGCUUGAGGAAAGUCCAGUGAAGUUUGCAAGACUGUACAUGUCUUUGCCCAGGGAGGGUCUACAAAAAACAGAGGAGGUAUUUCAGAUGUACAAAAGGCUGAUAAGUAAGAAUGAUAAACCUGUAGACUGGAACUGUGAGGAUGAGUAUGCAAAUACCUUUCCAGAAUUGACCACUGCACUUGACACCCAAAUGACAGGUACCCCAGAUUGCCAGUGCUCUUGCCCUCACCCUUUGAAGACAUAUUUGUUCACCAGAUCAACUCCAACUGCAUCACCUACAUCUCCCCAGACCCAAUCAGGAACACUGGACCCUGUAGUCAAAAAUAAAGCACGAAACUCAACUCAGAAUCAGAUUUCUACAAUUUCACCAGAUCCUGAGCCUUUCUCUGGGCUCUACACCAAACCUGAACCCUUUCUAGAACAGCGUUCUGUACCAACUCCUGGGGAAUCUACAAGUUUCAUAACUUCUGCCACUCCAGAUUUCACGGAUAGCAGCAGUGUUUCUUCUGUAGUGGUGGGGAAUGAGCUACAAUCAGUUACAUCCACUUCCACUGAAUCCUCAAGUGAAUUACCAAUCAUACCAACAAGAACUGUUCUCCAAUCAGAAACAUCAAAGCCCUCUGAAAAAAUAAACACAUCACCGACUUCUGAUAGGAACCCAGUGCUAGUACCUGCCAAGAGGUCUUUAGAUAGCAGAGAGCAAGGAAUGCUGUCUGAUUCCUUCUCCAAAAGUUGCAUUACUAAAACCACAGGAAUUAGGAAGAAUAAGAAAGCCAAACUCUUCCAGAUCACAACUGGAAAAACAGAAAACCCUCCUGUUGAACAUGUUGAACAUAGACAACUCCAGAUGCAUCUUCAGAUGAACAAGACUUUACCAGGCAAUCUGUUUAAAAUCAUCAGCAAAGAACCAGACUGCAAAGAUUCCAGAUGUCAAAAAGGCACUGAAGAUAGAUCAAAUCAGACAUCCGGUGAUCGUGUAAAGAGAGAUUUGGGGGGAAAAGAGGACCAACUUAUACACACCUCUUUGUACACGCCAUUCCUGAUUACAUCUGCAUGCUUAUUACUACUGUUCAUCAGUGUCCUCUUCUACUGCAAGCAUCAACGGAUCAAGGAUCUACAAAAAGAAGACAGGAUUGUAUAUUUCUGAAAGAAACAAUUG